Messenger RNA from Penicillium longicatenatum, 2805 nucleotides. RefSeq names its product putative MFS monosaccharide transporter. Gene Ontology annotation, biological process: transmembrane transport. Gene Ontology annotation, molecular function: transmembrane transporter activity. Lineage: Eukaryota; Fungi; Ascomycota; Eurotiomycetes; Eurotiales; Aspergillaceae. The transcript is spliced from 4 exons. The record is from RefSeq and is a predicted model, not a curated record. Bases 1 to 2805 code for a protein of 934 amino acids.
AUGGCAGGUCGCCAACCGGUCACGCUCGGCGUCUCGAUCACGUUCUUCGCCAUCGCCACGGUAUUUGUGGCCUUGCGCUUCAUAUCGCGUGUUUUUGUAGUUAGGAGGGUCGCGCUACACGACUACUUGAUGUUGCUUGCGUGGGUAGGUCGGCUCCAGGUCACUGCAGGCUUCCAAGAGCCUGCAGUACCCUUACACCCCGUUGCGACAUACCGGCAUACUCUGUCACGUGGUCUAAGGAUAGUGAUUGACUUCGGCUUUUCGCUCUCAUUAUUCUUCGCGAUCCACAAUGGACUCGGUCUACAUGCGGUCGAUGUUCCCCCCGAAAAUGAGGCGGCUCUUAAUAGGGCUAACUAUGCAUUCACCGUCCUCUAUAGCCCGGCGCUGAUGGCCGUUAAGACGUCGAUACUCGUUUUCUACAUGACCUUGACACGAAACCAAAAAGUGUUCCGCAAUGCGAACUAUGUCACUCUUGCUGUAGUCAAUGCAGCUGGCCUCGCGUUGACUCUGGUCAAUAUUUUCCAGUGUCAACCAGUAUCCGCCGCGUGGCUCGCCAACCAACCGUCCGACGCGCACUGUACCGAUAUCGUCACACUCUAUUUGUCCUCGUCUCCCGUAAAUAUCAUCACAGACCUGGCGAUUCUGUUUCUUCCAAUGCCGAUUCUGACUCAGAUGCGCCUGCCAAAGAAACAAAAGAUUAUUUUGGUCAUUACAUUCAGUUUUGGAUUCUUUGUGGCCGUCGUCGAUGUCAUUCGAAUUGCUUUUCUCCAGCAAGCCGCUACAUCGCGCCAAGUCGCAUUGAAGUCCCUUCAUAUUCAGAAUGUUGGGACUGCGGACUUUAGCUGGUAUGCGUCGCUUUCUUUCAUGUGGUCAGUCGUCGAGGUCAACGUCUCUGUGAUUUGUGGAUGCGUUCCGAGUUUAAAGCCUCUUGUCGCUCGGAUUUUACCCAAAUUAAUUAAAGGCACCAACGACGUGUCGGAUCCGACCCCGCGCCUCUACGCAACCGGGGAGGCCCCUGUCGCUAUACCUCCGCCCGUGGCGACUCCGGAAUCUGACUUGACCCAAUCUCCAGCAGACAGUAAAGGGAGCAAACCCUCUCCAGCAAGGCACGGCAGCGUCUCUACUCGCCGCCGAAGCUCAAACACCCCUAUAACUAUGCUCGACUUCCUGGGCCAUCCUCCAACCGGUCCCCAAGACACAGAGUCUCAUACCCAAACCAACUCAUCCUAUCCUCAUAUCACUUUCUUUGAUUUUGUCAACAUGAAAUCCCCGGAGAGCAUGCUGAAGCUGAACAACCGAGAGUCCAUAGCUCCGAUCGCAAUCACCACCUUACUGUUCUUCCUCUGGGGCUUCGCAUAUGGCUUCCUUGACAUACUGAAUACCCAAUUUGCAUUGAUUGUGGAAUUGGAUACUUGGCACUCCUUGGGACUACACGGCGCAUAUUUCGGAGGCUAUGUGGUGGGUCCACUGUUAGUCGGCCGCCCGGUCUUAAAGAUUUGGGGAUUCAAAUCUACAUUCAUCACUGGGCUGUGUAUUUAUGCCUGUGGAUCACUCAUAUUCUGGCCUUCUGCAGUCCUCACAUCCACCGCCGCAUUUACGGUCUCGAACUUUGUUGUUGGUUUUGGCCUCGCGGUUUUGGAAACAGCUGCCAAUCCGUUCAUUGCGCUAUGUGGGCCUUUGGAGAACUCAGAGAUUCGUUUGAACAUAUCACAAGGUGUGCAAGCCGUUGGUAGUGUCUUAUCUCCUCUUUUGGCAAAAAGGGUUCUUUUCAGGAGUGUUCAGUCUGUUGAGUCACUGGUUAAUGUCCAAUGGACUUAUCUUGGCAUUGCACUCUUCGAUGUGCUUCUCGCCGUGGCUUUUUACUAUCUGCCAAUUCCAGAAGCCUCAGAUGAGGAUUUGGAAGAAUUGGCAGAUCGACGCCGAGAUGAUAAUAGGGCAAAGGUCAUUGGUAUUCCGGUCGUCUGGCUCACCCUUGGUCUAGGAGUCUGGUCGCAAUUCUUCUACGUGGCUGGCCAAGAAGUCCUUGCCACCAGCCUCGAGCGCUUCGUCCUUGCUGCGAAACCCAACUCUUCCCUGGCGCCUUUUGACUUUCUGACCAUUGGCCAAAGCAUAUUUGCUAUAGGUCGUUUCCUCGCCGCAUUUGCGCAAUGGUUUUUGAAACCUCGCUGGAUUCUCAUGUUAGCCUUUGUUGGCAUGAUUGUCUUCUCGGUACUGUCCAUGAAUACCACCGGCUCUACGGCCGUUGUCAUGAUUAUGAUGGUUUAUCUCUUUGAGAGUGGUGUCUACAGCAUUAUCUUUGCCCUCUCUCUACGUGGUACUGCUCGACACACCAAGACCGCCUCCGCAAUCCUCGCUAUGGGUACCUCCGGUGGUGUCUUCUUCCCAUUUGCAGAAUACGCAGCGUACAAUGCGCGCGGAGUGUCGUAUUCAUUCUGCGUCCUUGUCGCUGUCUUUGCUGCUGGCGCAAUUUUCCCGUUAUAUCUCAACCUGGUACCCGCAGUGAAGAAACAAGUCGACCCAGUACCAAAUGAGUAUCUACGUCGUCAUCGUCGUCGCAGCCGCGCCCCAGUAAGCGCAAUACGCCGCGAGAAAGAAAAUCAGUCCAGAGGCGGCGUUCUUUCUCGCCGACGAAGCUUGGUCUCCAAUCCAGACGAUCUACCCGACCUCCCCUUCCCAGACGACACACACCAAAUCCCUUCCUCUCGACGCCUUCACUCCAAAUUCAGCUCUACCUCUACCUCCCAGGAUAACUCCCACUCUUCUAAUAACUCUUCGAGACAUCGCAACUCCCCCAUCCCUGAGUAA